Besnoitia besnoiti is the source of this 3975-nucleotide messenger RNA. RefSeq lists its product as uncharacterized. The record is from RefSeq and is a predicted model, not a curated record. Bases 1 to 3975 code for a protein of 1324 amino acids. NCBI's taxonomy places the organism in Eukaryota, Apicomplexa, Conoidasida, Eucoccidiorida, Sarcocystidae. The transcript has 23 exons.
AUGGCGGGAGCCGCGCGGAAAGCCCGCGAUCACAUUCGGGGCGCCCUCGACGCGGGGGACAACAAGCAGGCUGCGCGCCUCGCCUCGCAGAGUCUGCUAAAGAAAUCGAAGGCGGCGUCCGAAGAGGCCUCCGCCCUGGGCUUCAAGGCACUCAGAGCCAUUGCUCUCGCAAGAGAUGGCCAAGAGAAGGAUGCCGCCACGUUGGCGCGAGAGGUGGAUAGAGCGGCUGAGAAGGACGAGGAGACUGCCCGACUUUGCUCAGUCGUCUUUAAGGAACUGCGAGAAAUCUAUUACCUGCCGCCCUCUCGCAUCGAGGCGCGGGAGUAUCCGCCGCUCGAGGAGACCGAAGAAGUCGCGGCGUUCUUGGAUGCACUCGCCGCCUCGAACACAGGCCACUUUGACAGGCUCCUUCCCGCCGCCCUGCGGCUCUUCAGCCGCUUCAAGAAGCCUCGGUAUCUCCAGUGGGCGCUAGCCUGUAUGCUGCUGCAUGAGAUGUCUGCAAGCUCGAAGGCGACAUGGGCACUCGCGGCGAAGCUUCUCGCAAAGUUGCCGGCGCUCGAGGCCUCUCCUGUAGAUUCGCGAUUUCCUCCGAAGGUCAUGAGCACGCCAAAAGGCUGCUGCGACAGACGGGACUCAUACGCGAGCUUUAUUUUGCGGCUCUCCGUGCUGCGCCAAAACGGCCAGCACACCGACGCACUAGAGCUCCUCGCUGCUCACAAAGAUCUCUGCCUCUAUCCCUUGGAAGAACUCGCGCUGCGGCUCCAGUUGCUUCUCGAGGACGGUCAGCUGCUGGAGGCGUUCCGGGUGUCGGAGGCGAUGCUCGAACAACAGCCGUCUAAUUCGACGUUUGCUGAGAAUUGCAUCAGGCUGGGGCUCAGCCUUGAGGCCGACGCGGAGGAACCGGAGAAAGCAAACUUCUUGGAUCCGUGGAGGAGGAAGUGGGAGGCGGACAAAUCCACCUCCUUCAACGCGGGCGAGGCUCUGCUCGCGCUUCACCGCCUCCGAGCUGUUCGCCCUCUGUGCCUCUCGCGGGUCUCUGAAGCUUGGACCGAGACCUGUCUCGAAGAAGCAUGGACCGACCAGGCGCGAGACGCGUGCAUCACGGAAGUCUUCAGCUUCGUGACUGCCCACGGACAUGACGCCCGAUGCUUCUUCAGCCUUCGUCGAUUGCUCAGUUGCCUCCCAUCGACUAUGAGAGAAGCGUGUCUGCGAACCCUAGAGCCGCUUCGUGCGCCGUGGCAGGUAGACCUGGAGACGCUGUUGGCGGCAGCCGAAGAGGCGCGGGCUAAGGAUACGCAGGACGCGGACGCGAAGACGCAAGCGAGGCAGCGUCUCUCGCAACUCGAGAAAAGCUUGAGCAGGUUCAUCUGCCUCGAGAAACUCCUGCACGCCCUGGGUCGCAACCUCGCUGUCUCCUCCGAGAGUGCAGCGGCAGUGAACGCGUGGAUUCAGCUGAGUUCCUCCUUCUACAACGCUGCGCCGGAGAGGAGUCAAGCAGCUGACGAUUUGAUUCUCCUCGCGGUGGAUGUGCUCCUGGCGUUCGAUGAACACGCAUGCCGGCGCGGCGGGCUUCUCCGCUGUGCAGCGCAGGAGAACGGCGAGGCGGACGCGCAUCCGGAAGAGAAUGGGGAUGCGUCGAGGCCAUCGGACCCGCUUGUACAGAGGCGGUUCUUCUUCGCGGCGCUCACCCUGCUGUCGAUGGUCACCGCGUGUCGUGACCCCCUUGCCUCUUCGCUCCCGGCCUCGUCUGCUUCGUCGUCCUCGUCCUCUCCGUCGCACCGCGUUUUGCUUCAGUGGUUGACAGGCUGCGUUGGGUUGAUUGAGCGGAGCCGCAGUCUGUUUGUUUCGUCGCUGGAUGUGAAGAACGUCAUGCUGUAUUCCCUGGGUCACCCGCUCUUGCUGCCGCUUUCGGACUACGGCUUGUCUGCCGAGUUCCUCGCCCUGGCAAAGCGCCUCCAAGAAUGCAACGAAGAGAACAUAACUUCGCUCUCCGACGCACUCACAGCGUCUUUCGAGGAAGGCACGUACGCGGCUCUCCCCGAUUUCGUCGCGAUUCGGUCCUUCACCUCGUCCUCCAUGCUCGCGUCCCUCGCCGACCAAGACAUGCUGCUCCACCAGUCUUUGGCUUCGUCUGCUGUCCCUUCGCUCUCGCUGCAGCAGUACGCAUAUCUGCUAUCCUGCAGAGACGGCCAUUCGCUCUCGGUCUCCCCUUCGGCUCUCCCGUCGCUGCUGCGGCUGUUCCGGGCUGCGCGCUGCGCAGAAGGCGUCGGCGCCACAGGCUACGCCGCCGACUUGACCGCGCUGGGCCUCUCGUUCGUAGGCCGCAGCGGCGAGGAGGCAGAGCUGAAAAACGCGAGACUCGCUCUGCUCCCCCUCGACAAAGAGACAGUUGUGGUCAACCUCUCCAUCCCCUCCUUCUCCGCGGCGCGUGUCCGCGACCUCAGCGACCCAGUUCAACGCUCACUCGCGCUCCACUACGCCAAGAAGGAAAAGACGCAACAAGGCGACAACGGCGUCCCCUUCCUGUCCGCAGAGCAUAGUCUGCAGCUAGCGACGCUAUCAAGCCAAACACUGGUCAGGCCGUGGACGCCAGUGGCGCCGGCGCGCCUUGUUGGCGCAGAGGCGCUGGAGACGCUGCCUCGCACUCUCCCCGCAGAGGUGCUUCGGCGCCUCCAAGCCGAAGACGACGCGCGGGCGUCCUCGCCCGUCGGCGCGAAGCGCGAGGGCGAGUGCGAGGGCGAGUGCGACAGCUUAACGCGAUACAUGCUGCAGGCUCUGUACGGCGUCACGUGGACAGACGAAACGAGCGCGAAGGGCAACGCGAUCUGGGGCAGCAGCGCCGUGAGGGCUAGCCGAGCGACGCUCCUCGUGGCGCGGCUGGUCGAGGGCGUCCCGCAGCGAAUGCGUCUGCGUCGCUUGACGCACCUCGCGCUGCUGCCGCCUUCACUCUCCUCGUCCUCUUCGUCUCUCGCUUCCGUCUGCCGGAGCUUGAGGGCAGAGCUCUUGGCAGUGCUGCUGCCUGCGCCUCCGCUUUCUGCGUCGUCUCCUGCCUCGGCUCCUCUGGGCGCCUGCUGGCCGUCUAUGAGCGUGGCGCUGCCGACGGCUGCUGCGCACGACGCGCUGGGGCGGGACCGCGCGGAGUUUUUGGUGCGCGUGUGGCUUCAGGCGGUGGAUUUACUUGAGGCGUCCUACGAUCCGCGUCGCCUAAACCGCAAGCAGGCAAAAAAGAGGCAGUCCGAGAAGGGCCGAGACGAGGAAGAACAAAAUACGGAAUGCAACACAUUUAUGUCGCAUCUCGAGACCUUCGUACGCGAUUCUUCGGGGCUUUUCUCCGGCUCCCUGAGUUCUAUCCGGGCCGGCUUCGACGCCUUUUUGGAAGCAGGGCGAGCGAAAAGACACGGCGCGGCUUCUGGUGGCCGUGGACACAGUGCAACGAACGACAAGAAGGCGGGGCAACGUCGAGACGCGCUAGACGGCGGAAACAACGAAACACUCGUGGGGCCGCAGGUGCUCCCUGUAUGGGACGCGUUCUAUGCUCUCGCGUCCUUCGCAGCGUUCCCGCUCGCCCUCGCGGCGGCGGCAGUCCGGAAUUUCCUGACUGUAGGAGGCGGUCGCGGCGAGGGCACGCCCACGCGGCAAGCUGUCUUGAAGAAGGUUGCGGCUCUCGUUGUCGAUAUCGAAGAGACACAGACCCAGGUCAAACUCCUUCUCAGAGCGGCAAAAGAUGCGGAAGCGGGCGGCAGUGAGGAAGAGGGCCCCAGUCCCGUUUGGGCGAACGCGCACGUCGUGUUGAGCGGAGAAACAGAUCAGGUUAUUCGCUUCCCGUUUACGCAAACUAAGGCGUUUGCCUCGGCCGCUCGCAUGCUCGCAAGAGAUGCCGUUGUAUCCUACGUCCAGAUUCUCUCUUCCAUCUCCAAGGCUCUCGCUUCCCGAAGAGCGUGGUUGCACGAAGCGGCCUCCUCAGUUCCGCAGUAA